Vitis riparia (riverbank grape) is the source of this 551-nucleotide messenger RNA. Its product is annotated as dolichyl-diphosphooligosaccharide--protein glycosyltransferase subunit 4A-like. The record is from RefSeq and is a predicted model, not a curated record. The coding region runs from base 134 to 247 and encodes 37 amino acids. The transcript is spliced from 2 exons. Lineage: Eukaryota; Viridiplantae; Streptophyta; Magnoliopsida; Vitales; Vitaceae.
CGUCACACUAGGUUAAAAAGCCCAAAGCCCUCUACAACCGAGAAAUUUUGAGAAGCGCUGCUACGAAGAAAGACGUUGAAAUCGUGGUUGACCUGCUUCUCCUUUGUCGUUUCGCAUCUGAUCUAAGGAGAAGAUGAUUGAUGAUCAAGACCUGGGGUUUAUUGCCAAUUUUCUUGGCAUUUUUAUAUUUGUACUGGUGAUUGCUUACCAUUACGUGAUCGCUGACCCAAAAUAUGAAGGCAACUGAAAACCACAUGCUGUAUGCCCGCACUCUCAGGAUUAAAUGAAACUCAUAGAUAUCAGUUUUGUUAGCAUAGUCAUUGUGGAAACUUAAUGUAGUUAAAUAUUUGGUUUUGGAUAUCAUUUUUCCACUCAAUCUGGCUUUGGUUUUUGCUAAUUUUCUAUACCCAAGCUUUUCAAAGGUGGUGUUUGGGAAGAAAUGGGCUCCAUAGCCAUUUGCCUAAGGUUAUAUUAUGGGCAAACCCUUUUCAAGGGAUGCUGCCUACUUUUAUGAGCCAUUGCUAUGAUUUUAAUAAAACUAAUUGGUGAAA